Molecule: messenger RNA, 2151 nt
Organism: Gorilla gorilla gorilla (western lowland gorilla)
Lineage: Eukaryota; Metazoa; Chordata; Mammalia; Primates; Hominidae
Gene: FNDC10
Product: fibronectin type III domain containing 10
Exons: 1
Coding region: 144-824 (226 amino acids)
Source: RefSeq, a predicted model, not a curated record
GCGGGGGCGGGUCGGAGCGGGCGGCGGCGGAGGGCGCGGCGCGCCGGGGAUCGCGGGGAGCGGGCAGCGGGGACGGCGGCGGCGCGGCCCGCGUGACCCAGCGCCGCGCCCCGUGGCCCCGCCGCGCCCGGCCCAGCCGCAGGAUGCGCGCCCCGCCGCUGCUGCUGCUGCUGGCCGCCUGCGCGCCGCCGCCCUGCGCCGCGGCCGCCCCGACGCCGCCGGGCUGGGAGCCGACCCCCGACGCGCCCUGGUGCCCCUACAAGGUGCUGCCCGAGGGCCCCGAGGCGGGCGGCGGGCGCCUGUGCUUCCGCAGCCCCGCGCGCGGCUUCCGCUGCCAGGCUCCGGGCUGCGCGCUGCACGCCCCGGCCGGCCGCUCCCUGCGCGCCAGCGUCCUGCGCAACCGCAGCGUCCUCCUGCAGUGGCGCCUGGCCCCGGCCGCCGCGCGCCGCGUGCGCGCCUUCGCGCUCAACUGCUCGUGGCGCGGCGCCUACACGCGCUUCCCGUGCGAGCGCGUGCUCCUCGGGGCCUCCUGCCGCGACUACCUGCUGCCCGACGUGCACGACGGCGUCCUCUACCGCCUGUGCCUGCAGCCGCUGCCGCUGCGCGCUGGGCCCGCAGCCGCCGCGCCAGAGACCCCCGAGCCCGCCGAGUGCGUGGAGUUCACCGCCGAGCCGGCCGGCAUGCAGGACAUCGUGGUGGCCAUGACGGCGGUGGGCGGCUCCAUCUGCGUCAUGCUGGUGGUCAUCUGCCUGCUGGUGGCCUACAUCACCGAGAACCUCAUGCGCCCGGCCCUCGCGCGCCCCGGCCUGCGCAGACACCCCUGAAGCGCGAGGCCGCCCGCCCAUCUUUGCGCCACCUGCCUGAGGGCGCCUGAGCUCCCAGGUCCUCCGCCCGCUCUCCUCUCCUCAUUCCUGCUGCCUCCUUAAGAUCCCCGCGGAGGAGGACCUGCCGGCGACGGCUCCGGCACUUUGGCAUCAUCACACGCCCUUUCCAGCCGGGCGUCAGACUCCCAGACUCUGGCCCCGGAUUGGCCCCUGGGCUUGCGCUGCUGUGCCAGCCGCAUCCAGGGCUCUCCCCGCUCUCCGCAGGCCUUCACAGAGGCGGCCAGGGCAUGGAGCCCCUUCCAGCAAGAGCCAUGGGCACUCCGGCUCACCCCGCACCUCCAUCCUGUGCCAAAUUGUCCCAGACAGACCGUCGCCAUUGCUCGGUCACUGUGCUUUGCAGGCCUGGGGCGCAGCUCUCCAAGCCUGUCCUGCCCCGCCCCACCCCACUGGGCUUAGGUUAGCUUCGUGCCUUAGUAUCUCGGGCCCACUGCAGGAGCCAACACCCUCUGCUGUCCAGGGGGAGUCUGUGGCCCUGAGAUUGGCCGGCCUCUCCAUGCAUCUGGCCAGCGUCCCCUUGGAGACACCUUCACCCUCAAGCGCUGCAGAAGCAUGAGGUGAGGGCCUGCAGCGCUCUGUACCGUUUAGGGUGUUGGACCAGCCGGGAGCCUGGCAGGCCUGGCCCAGCGGCCAGGGUGAGUGUUCUCAGACCCCGGGCAGCUGGUGGUUCUCCGGGGCCGGGUACCCCUUUUGUGUGUGCAACCUCUGACUAGGACCCUGUGGGAAUGGGGGCAGAUGGCGGCCAUCACCACUGGGUCCCAGGGCAGAAGCUUAGAUACCAGCCUUGAGCAGCCUGACCUUCCACCGCGGCCUGGAUCCCAAGCCUCAGCCCACCCAGCGGACCUUGGUGGCAACGGUGUGACUGACAGCACCACCCCUAGCCUUUGCAUGCCCAGGGGUCGAGAGCCAGGAUCCGGCCCAGACAAUGCCACCCGCCAUGGAAGAAAAGCUGACCCUGCCCACCUGCUGCAGACCCGGGCCCCAGGCCGAGGUUGCUUUCUGUGACGACCGCCUGGUGACGUUGGACACCAGGAGGGUUAUGGCACUGCCCUCCCCUCCUGGAGCCCCUGGCACUGACCACCUGGACUUGACCUGACUCCUCCUGGUCACUGGCCAAACACCCAUCCUCACCCCAGCCACCCUGGGCCCUGGCUGGUGCCGCGUGACACCUGUAGCCCACCUCUGUGUCUUUGCUCCGCCCACCCCUGCGUGGCGCCGGUCAGGCGCAAACCUGGUGCCAGUGUCUAAACGUCCAUCAUUCUCAGACCAA